This is a messenger RNA of Asparagus officinalis (garden asparagus), 1045 nucleotides long. Its product is annotated as GTP-binding nuclear protein Ran1B. Gene Ontology annotation, biological process: ribosomal subunit export from nucleus; protein import into nucleus. Gene Ontology annotation, molecular function: GTP binding; GTPase activity. Gene Ontology annotation, cellular component: cytoplasm; nucleus. The record is from RefSeq and is a predicted model, not a curated record. The transcript has 8 exons. Bases 149 to 814 code for a protein of 221 amino acids. NCBI's taxonomy places the organism in Eukaryota, Viridiplantae, Streptophyta, Magnoliopsida, Asparagales, Asparagaceae.
AAUCUAACGGUCAAAAAAUCGCAACAAUUCACAGUAAACGAAGUUUCUAGCUAAAACCUUGUUCUAGGGUUUCAAUCCAAGACGAAUCUCUCAAUAAACCCUAAUCUCUAUCCCUCAUCUUAGGACUUGAGAUCCAACAAAAAACCUUAUGGCGUUGCCAAAUCAGCAGACAGUGGACUACCCAAGUUUCAAGCUCGUCAUCGUUGGAGAUGGCGGAACCGGGAAAACUACAUUUGUGAAGAGGCAUCUCACCGGUGAGUUCGAGAAGAAGUAUGAACCAACUAUUGGUGUUGAAGUUCAUCCCUUGGACUUCUUCACAAACUGCGGCAAGAUCCGGUUUUACUGUUGGGACACAGCUGGGCAAGAGAAAUUUGGGGGUCUUAGAGAUGGAUAUUAUAUCCAUGGCCAAUGUGCAAUUAUCAUGUUUGAUGUCACUGCAAGAUUGACAUAUAAGAACGUCCCAACAUGGCACCGUGACCUUUGCAGGGUAUGUGAGAACAUUCCUAUAGUUCUGUGUGGUAAUAAGGUUGAUGUGAAGAACAGGCAAGUGAAAGCAAAGCAAGUGACUUUCCACAGGAAGAAGAAUCUCCAAUACUAUGAGAUCUCCGCUAAGAGCAAUUACAAUUUUGAGAAGCCCUUCCUUUAUUUGGCUAGAAAACUUGCGGGGGAUCCCAAUCUCCACUUUGUCGAGUCUCCUGCUCUUGCUCCUCCAGAGGUGCAGAUCGAUCUGGAAGUACAGAGACAGCAUGAGGCAGACCUUGCAGCAGCUGCUGCUCAGCCUCUUCCUGAUGAUGAUGAUGAUGCGUUCGAUUAGACGAAAUUUUUGCUUCUCAAAGUAUUCUGGUUUUAAUAUUGGGGAGAGUUUGGAUGGCUUUUCUUUCUUUCUUACUUCCCCUCCUAGCGUUAACUAUCCUAAACAUUAUGUAGUUGCGAAAUUCUCUUUGCUGAAAUUACUCUCGUAUUGUAUGAGAGAGUACUGCAAGAAGCUAGGAAAUGUAGAUGGAAUGCUCGGUUAUUUUGAGGUUGCCAUAUUGAUUGUUUUUGA